This is a messenger RNA of Tachysurus fulvidraco (yellow catfish), 4341 nucleotides long. RefSeq names its product mucin-2-like. Bases 1 to 4341 code for a protein of 1446 amino acids. The transcript is spliced from 4 exons. Lineage: Eukaryota; Metazoa; Chordata; Actinopteri; Siluriformes; Bagridae. The record is from RefSeq and is a predicted model, not a curated record.
AUGACACCACCAACAACAGCAGAAACAACUGGAGUGACAACUACCAUCACCUCAACAACAACAACACCACCUGAAACAAGUGUAGUGACAACUGCCACCAACCGAAUCAAUAUUACAAAUUUAACAUCCACUACAACACCAACAACAGAAUUUUCAACUAUAUCUGUGUACACAAAACAAGCUUCAACAACUGCAGAAACAACUGGACUGACAUCAACUAACACCACAAGUACUAUUUCUAAAACAAGCUCUGCAACAACUGUGCCAUUCAAUACAACACCAAAAACAGAAUUUAACAACACAUCUUUAUACACAACACAAUUUACAAGGACAACAACAACAACAGCAGGAACGACUGGAGUGACAACUACCACCACACCAAGAAGUUUAAUUUAUGAUACAACCAAUACUACACAUUUAACAUUCACUACAACACCAACAACACAAGCUUCAACAACGACAGCAACAAAAAGUGCAGAAACAACUGGAGUGAAGUCAACUAACACCACAAGUACUAUUUCUGAAAAAGUCUCUGCUACAACUGUGCCAUUCACUACAACACCAACAAAAGAAUACACCACCCCAACAUUGUACACAAAACAAGCUACAACAACCACACCAUCAACAACAGCAGAAACAACUGGAGUGACAAUUACUAGCACCCUACCAAGUACAAUUUCUGAAACUACCUCUGUUACAACUGUGCCAUUCACUACAACACCAAAAACAGAAUUUAACACAUCUUUUUCCACAAGACAAACUACAACAUCCACAGCAACAACAACAGCAGAAACAACUAGAAUGACAUCGACUAACAUCACGACUACCACCACAUCUUUGUACACAACACAAUCUAGAAUGACACCACCAACAACAGCAGAAACAACUGGAGUGACAACUACCAUCACCCCAACAAUUACAAUUUAUGGGACAACCAAUACUACAAAUUUAACAUCCACUACAACACCAACAACAAAAUUUUCAACUAUAUCUGUGUACACAACACAAGCUUCAACAAAGACAGCAACAACAAGUGCAGAAACAACUGGAGUGAUGUCAACUAACACCACAAGUACAAUUUCUGAAAAAAUCUCUGCUACAACUGUGCCAUUCACUACAACACCAACAAAAGAAUACACCACCCCAACAUUGUACACAACACAAGCUACAACAACCACACCAUCAACAACACCAGAAACAACUGGAGUGACAUCAAGUAACACCACAAGUACAAUUUCUGAAAAAAACACUGCUACAUCUGUCCCAUCCAGUACAUCAACAGCAGGAUUUACCACCACAUCAUUGUACACAAGACAAGCUACAACAUCCACAGCAACAACACCAGAAACAACUAGAGUUACAACUAAUAACACCCCAACAAGUCAAAUUUUUGAAACAACCACUGAUACAAAUGUGCCAUCCAAUACAACACCAACAACAGUAUUUACCACCACAACUUUGUACACACCAGAAGCUAUAACAACACCAACAAAACCAGAAACAACUGGAGUCACAACUACUUGCACCCCAACAAGAACAAUUUAUCAAACAACUGCUGCUACAACUGUGUCAUUCACUACAACACCAACAACAGAAUUUACCACCACAUCUUCAUACAGAACACAAUCAACAACAAUCACAAGAACAAUAUCAGCAGAAACAACUGGAGUAACAAUGAAUAACACCCCAACCAGUAUGAUAACAGAAACAACCACUGCUACCAAUCUACCACCCAGUAGAUCAACAACAAUAUUUAACGCAACAACUUUGUACACAACACAAUCUACAACAAACACAGCAACAGCAAUAUCAAAAACAACUGGAAUGGCAACUACUAGCACUCCGACAAGUACAAUUUCUGAAACAACAACUUCUAAAACUGUACAAAUCAGUAAUUCAACAAAAGAAUUUAACACAACAUCUUUGUACACAACGCAAGCUUAUACAACCACAAAACCAAAAACAGCAGAAAUGAAUGGAUUGACAUCAACUAAAACACCAACAAUUACAAUUUAUGAAACAACCAUUGCUACAACUGUGCCAUACAAUACAAAACAAACGACAGAAUUUAUCACCACAGCUUUGCACACAACACAAGAUACAAGGACUACAGCAACAACCACAGCAGAAACAACUGAAAUGAAACCUACAACCACCCCAACAAAUACAAUUUCAGGAACAAGCACUCCUAGAACUGUACCAUCCAAUACAACACAAAGAACAGAUUUUGACACCACGUUAUACACAACACAAUCUACAACAACCCCAGGAACAACAACAACAGUAACAACUGGAAUGACAACUACUACCACCCCAAAAAUUACAAUUUCAGAAACAACCACUGCUACAACUGUGCCAUCUACUACAACACUAACAACAGAAUAUUACACGAGAAUUUUAUAUACAACACAAGCUAUAACAUCGACAAGACCAACAACACCAGAAACAACCAGAGUGACAUCUACCAACACACCAAAAACUGCUUUAACUGUAUUAUCCCAUACAACACCAAGAACAAGUUUUGACUCCACAUUAUACACAACACAAUCUACAACAACCACAGAAACAACAACAGCAGAAACAACUAGAGUGACAUUGACUAACACAACAACAAGUAAAAUUUCUGAAACAACAACUGAUAUCACUGUGCCAUUAACUAUAACACCACCAACAGUAUUUACUACCGCAACUUUGUACACAAGACAAGUGUCAACAACUACAAUACCACCCACUGCAUUAACAACUACUAGUACCCUGACAAGUACAAAUCCUGAAACAACUACUACAAAAGAAACAACCACUGUUAUAACUAUGCCAUCAACAACACUCCCAGCAAGAUAUACCAGUAAACAUAUAUACACAACACAAGGUACAACAGCCACAGCACCAAUAAUAACAGAAACAGCUGCACUGACAUCUUUUAACACCCAAAAAAAUACAAUUUCAGAAACAUCUGCUUCUACAACACCAAUAAAAGAAUUUUUGACCACAACCUUAUACACAACACAAGCUACAACAACCAAACCACCAACAACAUCAGAAUCAACUGGACUGUCAUCUACUAGCACUCCAACAAGUACAAUUUCACAAACAACCACUGUUACAACAUUGACAUCCACAACUUUCCCAAGAACAGCAUCAUCUACCAGUACAAAUGUAUACACUACACAAGCUACAACUAGCACAGCACCAAUAACAACAGAAUCAAAUACAGUGACAACUACUACCACUCUAUCAAGUAACAUUCUAGAGCCCACAUUAACAGAGGAAACUACCACUAAUACAACGAGAAUAAUUAAAGAAAUAACACCAACAGAUGACACGAGAUUACAUACAACUGUACAAUCGACCACAGCCCCUAAAAAAGAAUUUACCACUACAGAGAGCAGAACACAAACAACAUCAACCACAGAACCAACAACAUUUCAGGGGCCAAAAUUAGAGGAAAUCACCAAAGCCUCAAAUGUAUCAUCAUCUGCAACAUCAAAACUGACAACUAAUAAUUUAUCUACAAGACAGGCUACAAUAACCACAGAAGCUUCUGCAGAAAACUAUACAAGUGUUCCUUUUAAAGUUAAUACAUUUGAAAAUCCAACAACUACAGAAAAAAGAACGAAAGCUACAACUGUACAAUACACUACAAUAACAGCAGAAUUUGCCAAUGCGACAAUACAAAAUGGAAACUCAACAACUGCAAAUAUAACUAAAUCUACACUGACUACUGAUCACAUAAGUGCAAUUCAAGAAAGAACAACUACAAAAGAAACAACCACUACUACAUCUGUACCAUCAUCUACAGCACUGGCAACAGAGCUGAAUUCUGGGAUUGAGUACACAAUACAAUCUAUAAUAACUACAGAACCUACAAAUGAGAAAACAACUACAAAACAACUCACAACAGCUAAAGAAGAAACCAUGGUCAUUUUAUCCAAUACAAAUGCUACAACCAUUAAAGAACCAACUACACAAGCAGCUCCCACAGUAAUAUCUGGUUCAGCUGUGGUUCAGACCACGAUGGUCUUCAAUUCCUCCUCUCCUGUUCCCAGUGAGAGUUUGGUCCUCAGUGUAAUCCAGACUCUUCUGAGUGCUCGACUCACAAACCUCAGUGACUCUGUAAAAGUGCUGAACUUCACCUAUGAGAAAAUGUCAGAUUUCUGCUAUGUGGUAAAAUUCAGAUUCAAUGUCAGUAACAUCAGCAUGUCACAGAACCCUGAAUUAGUGAAUGAUACCUACAACCAAGUGGAGAGCAUCAUCAACAAUGUUGUGAGUGUACAUCACUAUGUGCUUAAUGAUAUUCUCACAAAUAUCCAGAGAUGGCGUUGGAUCCAGUUGCUCAGAUGA